Messenger RNA from Brienomyrus brachyistius, 3065 nucleotides. It is a transcript of the gene pla2g6, whose product is annotated as phospholipase A2, group VI (cytosolic, calcium-independent). The transcript is spliced from 17 exons. NCBI's taxonomy places the organism in Eukaryota, Metazoa, Chordata, Actinopteri, Osteoglossiformes, Mormyridae. The coding region runs from base 97 to 2481 and encodes 794 amino acids. Gene Ontology annotation, biological process: cardiolipin acyl-chain remodeling; positive regulation of ceramide biosynthetic process. The record is from RefSeq and is a predicted model, not a curated record. Gene Ontology annotation, cellular component: mitochondrion. Gene Ontology annotation, molecular function: protein binding.
GUCGGGAUGAGUCUGGGAAAGCGUGCCUGAUACGAUUAACUGACAUAUCCGAAUUGAGACUUCCUCCGUGCAUGCUUAAAGUAUAAUUGGACUACAAUGCAGUUCCUGGGCCGACUUGUGGGUACCAUCACCUCUGUCCUUUCCAAUCCGUACCGGGUAAGGGAGGUACCACAGUCAGAUUAUGGAGGCCGGGAUCGAGUGCUGCUGCAAGAGGAGGGCAUGAUGGUGCUCUACAGGAAUACCCCCUGUCAGUCGUGGGACUGUCUGAUCCUUUGCUCCGAAACGCCCGGCAUGGCCCUGAGGCUGUUCCAGGUUGGCACCGAAGAAGACGCCUUUAACUGGUUCCCUCAAUACGCCAUGAAGGUCCGACCCUUCUAUGAAACGCCUGGUUUUCUCAAGCCUGAAGCUAUGCAGCCGAUCGCAGACUGCAUCCGGAAUCACCCAGACUGGAGCUCGGCACACAUCGCCGUGGAGAUCGGACUGAGGCAGUGCCUGAAGCACAACUGUGUCCUUAGCCAGAUUAACAGCAGGAAUGCAUGCGGCCAGACACCGCUGCACCUGGCCUGCGAGCGCGGAGACGUGGCCUGCGUCCGCGAGCUGCUGGAGGAGUGCCAGGCCAGCACGAGCAUCCGGGACCUGCAGGGGGAGACACCCAUGCACUGCGCCGCCAAGCAGGAAUCCCCAUUGGUCAUUCAGGUGCUGUGCUCCAGCCAUUGCCCGGGCGUGAACGAGCUGAAUUCCGCCGGUGAGGCGCCCCUGCAUGUGGCGUGCCGGCUGGGCCGGGUGGAGUCGCUGAAGGCCCUGCUGAAGGGUGGGGCCCGCUGUGAUGUCAUGGGGGGGCGGGGUUACCCCAUUCACAUGGCCAUGAAGUACAACGAGAGGAGCUGUGUAGAGGCCAUCCUGGCUGCAGACCCAUCCCAGCUGGAGGUUGAAGAUGCUCUGUACGGAGGGACCCCCCUGCACUGGGCCAAGACAGGCGAGAUGAGCCGUCUGCUCCUGGAGAGAAGCUGCUCUGUGAACUAUCUGAGCAAGACGGGAGAGAGUCCGCUUCACAUCCUGACCAAAAAGGGGCGCUUUGAGGCCGCGAUGGUGCUGCUCACACAUGGCGCUAACCCUAACCUCCGUGGCGAGAAUGGGAACACCGCACUGCACCUCGCCAUGAAGAUGGACCACAUAGACCUGAUAAAGGCCCUCAUUGUCUUUGGGGCUGAUGUUGAGAUCCACAACGAUCUGGGGGAGACUCCCGGGCUUAUAGCGGCCCGCACCAGCAAAGGCUCCAACAGAAAAAUCCUCCGUGACAUGCUGUGUAGUGUAGGGGUGCAGCGGUGUCACCCCCCCUCAUUAAAUAUCUCUCCCCCGAACACUCCCCCGAAGAGACCUCCGCCUCCAGCCAUAGGGUUUGAGGAUCUCGUCCACAUUGCUGCCGCCGUCGGGGCCAUAACGCGGGAAUACGCUGAAGUGGACGGUGUGAAAGCAUCGACCGCAAAAACAGACCGGUUGCUGUGUCUGGAUGGUGGUGGCAUCAAAGGUCUGGUUCUGAUCCAGAUGCUAAUCGCCCUGGAGCGCGCGGCGGGCCGACCGGUGCAGGAACUGUUUGACUGGAUCUCCGGCACCAGCACAGGAGGCAUUCUGGCCUUGGCUAUAGUACACGGGAAAUCCAUGGAGUACCUGCGCUGCCUCUAUUUCCGGAUGAAGGAGAAGGUGUUCCGAGGCUCCCGUCCCUACGAGUCGGCCCCCUUGGAGGAGUUCCUCAAGCAGGAGUUUGGCGAGAACACCAAGAUGACGGACAUCCGGCACCCCAGGGUGAUCGUGACCAGUGUGCUCGCAGACAGGCACCCUGGAGAACUGCAUCUCUUCCGAAACUAUGACCCUCCAGAUCUCAACAGGGAGCCCCCCUAUGCCUCGAAGGCUACAUUCCAGCCUCUUACCAUCCCGCAGGACCAGUGCGUAUGGCGCGCUGCCCGAUCCAGUGGCGCCGCCCCCACCUACUUCCGACCAAUGGGCCGCUUUCUGGACGGGGGACUGCUAGCCAACAACCCCACGCUGGAUGCCAUGACAGAGAUACACCAGUACAACAAAGCCCUCCGAGCACAGGGUAGGGGGGAGGAAGUUCAGCGGCUGGGUGUGGUGCUUUCACUAGGGACGGGGAAGCCCCCCCAGGUGGUGGUGAACUCUGUGGACGUGUUCCGGCCGUCCAACCCCCUGGAACUGGCCAAAUCCUUUGUGGGAGCCAGGGAGCUGGGGAAGAUGCUUGUGGACUGUUGCACCGACUCCGACGGCUGUGCGGUGGACCGAGCCAAGGCUUGGUGUGAGAUGACGGAUAUCGAUUAUCACAGGCUGAACCCCCAGCUGUCGGUGGAGGUGAUGCUGGACGAGGUGAGCGACGCCGUGCUGGUGGACAUGCUGUGGGAGACGCAGAUGUACCUGUACGAACGCAGGGAGCACAUCCAGGCACUGGCCCAGAGACUGCUGCUCGUCUGACAGGCGGCGGCUGCUGUGUGUUGGACCGGGUCACGACACGGAAGCAGGCUCCAGACUGACAUGAAGUAGGGAGGAGGAACCAUAAUAGGAACCGGCCAGUCGUUACAAAAAUAUUAUUUUUUUGUUUACAAAAGUGUUGAAGGCCAGCAGACCAGAACUGAUCAACCAUGAAGACCAUGACUGUACCUAAUAAUGGAAGGCAUUUUUUUGUGUAAUGAUUUUAAUGUUGCGUUUAAAUACGCCAAAUUGUACCAGUGGCCUGUACGUCGACUAAUGGCCUGUACUGACAACGACCAACUUGCUUUUUGUAGCUUUAAAUUGGAAACUUUUUAUGAAGUGACCCAGAUUUGCACCGUAGUGCUACUCCGCGAUUAUAUCUGACAGGCUUUAAAAAUGCAUUAAGGUAUAAGCCGCAUAGCAUGGUGAUUGUAACACUGUGCUGUCAUUUUGUCUUGUAUGACGUUUUCUCCUUUAAAUCUUUAUAUAAUUAUUAAAUCAUUACUUGCUGUUGUAUAUUACAUAUAUAAUGCGGUGUUAUUACUAAAAUAUUGUAAUCAAUGGAAAAUAAAUGAGUAUUUAUGUGA